AUUGACGACGCCUUCUCCUUCAAACCAACUGAAGACGCUGCAGCGCAUUUGAAUUUUCCGUUGCAAAUUCGCGCCCAGAAGCCGUGUCCAUUCUUCACCGAGAAAUCCUCGACACAGUGCACUUCGGUGCAUUUAUUCGGCGGCCUGUACUGCCAUCGCUUUCAGGAACGAAAAGAAAAACAUGUCUUGUAAUUUUUCAGGUGAGGUAAAGUGGCCGGCAAGUGGCAUUCCCGGGAUUUGUUAGUUAGACUCAAAUUAAGCUCGCCCACGCUCUGAAAUGUGUUACGAAAAUAUCAUCGUGGACCAAGAGAACUUUUACCUGUGGUGCCGGGAAUCUGUAGUCGAUUUCAUCUGCAGAGCGCCACCGAUUGUAUGAAGUUUGCGUCAUAUUGAGGCGGCCUUUUGUAAGGUUUUAGAUCGCGCUUUCUCUUAUUAUGGGCGUUGUUCACCAACUUGGUUUUUUUUUUGGCUUUAUCUUGUUUGGGUCUAUGUUUGGAGGGAGUGUAGUUGAGUGGAGUGAAUUAUUAAUUAAGGUUUUUAUAAGUAGUCGAUUUCAUUUCAAGCAAAAACAUUUUCCAGGAGUUGAGCAUAUAGUUUGCCUUUGUACUUUUGUUAAUUUCAUUUAACUUUCUUCUGGGUAACAAGAAAAGUUAAUUUUGUGACUGUAUCCGGCUCUAAAAGGAACGACUGUAGGUAGAAUUUUCUGUCAGAAGAAAGCUUCAGCCUACCUUUGGCUAUUUAUUUCCAGCAAUAUGUUUAUCUCUGUGCUUCUCUGUACGCUAUUCGAUACGUAAAAUAUAUAAUCUUCUGUUCCUGUUUGCAGGUUCCUGGCUAUAUUUUGGUCUCCUUGUAUUGUAUUGCUUUUUUAGCUUUAGGUUGGUUCGUUUUAAAAAUCUAAUCUCGUCUGCUUCUAUUUCCCGUUUCAGAUUUAAGACCGUGAAUACGCCGGGACUGGUUUAGCGUUUCUGGGCGAGUUUUCUUACGUUUUUCUCGUCGCUUCACUGUUAUCCAUAACGUUAUGAUUAAAGGAUUGCAAGUUUUCUCCCUCUGCAGCAACGAUGAUUGAACAUGGACUUCAGCUGGAUAUUUUCUGAGGUAAGGUCUGUGGAGAAACGACUUUGUUUUGCUUAGGAUUAAAAUUAUUAAAGGGCGAGCAGCCUAAAACAAUAGCUGGAAUAAACAGGUUGCAGCCCUUUAAGUUACAUCCGUAUUUUUAUAUCUUAUUAUCCCGAGCUUUUAAAGGCGAAUACUUCCUCUCGUGGUCUUUGAUCGAGCAGUUGUUUUGAAAUCUCAGCCGGUUAAAAUCUACCCACACUUUGUCGAAAAACAUUCUGAUACGUUGGUGUGAAACAGAUUAAUUUCAUGGAGAAAUUCAAACUGUUUUUAAUGGUUGUCUGGAAGUUGACUUAAGCUUAACCAAAAGACUUAAAAUGUUGUCGUAAAUGACAAAAUGAAAUGUGAAUUUUUGGUUAACCAAAGGCUACUUUUCCUGAAUGUAGAAAAUGUCUGACCUAUUUUAUAUCUAGAACGGCAAUAUUCUGGACACAACCUGCUAAUUACUUUAUUUAUGCCACAACCAUCGUUUUCUGUCUCUUAAUGCAACGUGUGAGAUGAAAAUAAACACUUAAUGAUAGGGCAUAAUCUAGCAAUUUUUCUUUCACAAGCUGCAAUUUGCAAAAUUUUUUCCAAUUUCACAAAUCUCAGAUGAAAUUAUAAGCAAACUUCUUAUGAAUCCGAAUCAAUUCAGUUUUUGUUUGUACUGCUCCUGAUUGCUCGUAGUCAAAAGAUCCUGUCGGGCGGAGGUUUUGAAUCCCUGUGGAGAUAUUCACAUUAUGUUGAAUGUGUGGCUGCAUUAACGCAGUGUAUGCUAGUGUUUGAUUAGAAGUUUGAAGGUUUAUCAAAUGGGCUGCCAUAUCUAAAGCUGUUCUUCCGUUUUGCCCUAGUGUUGCUUACUUCCAUUAAUCUUUUCAUUCCCUGCUCAUUCUGUACCUUUACAAUAUCAAUUUUCUGCGUGCUAACUCUACUGAAAAGUAACCUUCACCUUGAAAUCAAAACCGCCUCUUAUUUAAUAUUCAUGGACAUUUGCAUUUUGUCAAAUUCUUGAUUGCAUGCAAUUACUGCAAGCUUAAGUGUGUAGUGUACAGUUAUCCUUUGUUAGGAUGUACAGAUAAGCUCUAUAAAUUAUGCUUUUAUAAGAGAUUAACAUUGUCUAUAGUUUUGAUACAGACGAAAACUGAUUAGGUUUCCAUGCCUUUUGAACAGCAGUGAUUUGGUUGUUUUGUGGUUGAGGACUUGAAGUGUAGAUUUUUAGUUUGUGAUUGGUCCAGCUCUUAUUUGGAAAUAGCCAUGUUUAAAGUUUGCUACAAUUCAGGUAUUUAUUUUCAAAAGGUAACUGGCCAAUUUUGUUUCAAUUUGCCCGAAAAGCAAACGUGUGUCUUACAGUAGGCACAUACACCUUAUUCCAAAAUGGCGAAGGAUUUAUUAUUCUUUUAUAUUUAUGUUAAUUAGCCCACGAUGCCUCAAUUCCAGCUAGCAAUUCUUUUGAAUUCCCAAGAUGCAAUUGAGACAUCAAGGGCCAAUUAACAUAACUAUAAAAGAAUAAUAAAAUUGUUGGCAUUUUGGAAUAUGGUGUAUUGAAAUGUGGGAGUGGAGUUAGAAUGGUGCAGUCAAAUUUUAUUCUUUGGAAACAAACCCUGAGUGUAGCCUGAAAGAAAAAAAGCCGUCUCUCCUCUCUCCGCAUUGCUAGGGACAUUUUGCUAGGAGGGGCAUCUGUUCCUCAGCAACAGAAAUUCCAUACUGAUGACUUAAAUCAAUGUUUACAUAAUUAAUUCAGUAGCCAUGAGGUUCCAGAUGUAAAUUUUUUUUUAUUUUAUGUUUCUCCUGAUCGAUUAUUGUAAUGUUUUGUGUUCUUCUGCGAACAAGCUCCAGCAAAACUCAAUUUUUUUUUUCUAAAGAAGAAUAUAUUCCAUGAAUAGUUGGUUUAUCGCGUUUACUUUAGACCUUUGUGGCCUUUUGUCUUUCGUGAACGACAGCGAAAACAAUGUAACUACUACAUUGACCAAUCAGUGCCCCUGACCAGUUGCUGGACAGAUUUUACAUCAGUAAGAAAUUUCUAUCACUCAGGUGCAGACAUCCCUCCUGGCAAAGCAAUGUAUUUGUAGGCUACCUGAAUUGGGUUUUUUGAUAAAACUAUGGUAACAGUGUGCAUUAUACUUUCUGAAACCUUGACUUUAUUUGAGACCAAAAUGUGUGAUUUUCCCCACCCUAGCCUUUUACACACCGCAACCAUGGUGUUCAAGAGAUAAAUAAGAAAAAAAUACUUACAGACCCUGUUUCCAUAAAAUGCAAGGGUUUAUAAACAAAAUUUUACAGUAAUAUUGUAAUUUCAAGCUUUGAUGGUCUCUUUGUAAAAUUUUGGGCUCUUUUUUUGCACAACUUUGGGUUCUGAAUUUCUGUACUUCUAAGGUACUCAUUUGAGCAUUGCUCAAGGUACAGACUGUAGAAUGAAAGAGAUAUAAAAUGGUUCAUACACCCAGAGAUUUAUCUUUUUUUUUGGGGGGGGGUCAGUUACUGUGACAAGUGUUUCAUUCCUGCCUCUACCAUUUUAGUUUAUGGAAGAGAAUAAAAAGGCCAGAAAAAGCGCAAUGGUAAUUUUUUUUAUUGUUGGGUCUCCUCUUAGUCUUAUACCGAGUUUUCAAAAGGCUUGCUGCAGUUUUCCUGAAAGAUAAUUAGGUAUGGUAGGAAAAUUCUCUCUGCUGUCAUUUGAUGUAAUAUGCAUGAAAUACGUGUACAAAUGUAUUAUAAUUGGUGCACUUAGAGUAUUGAGGCAAUUUUAAGCCUCCUUGCUGAGAAGCAUUUUGUAUUUAAGAGAUGACAAUUUUACCAGAAACUUCCAAAAGCUGUUGGAUUUGGUUCAAAACACAUCUGAGGUUGUAUUGAAAGGAUUUUGUGAAAGAGAUUCAAAGCUGUUUAAUUGGCCAUCAUAUAAAAAUUCCAAGGGUUAUUUGUCCUUAUCUACAGGAAGGUCUCUCAAGUGUUUAUUAAAAUAAGGGUAUAUGGACCGCUUUUUUGAGAAGAUAAGUGUACAUUUAUGUGUCAUCCCAUCACAAUAUGUUAAAUCAAACCAACCAACAUUACCGGUAAUAUUAGCAUUCUGUUCCACCAAGAUUAUUUUCUAGAAAAUUCUGUGCCUAAGGUUGAACAUGUCUCUAUUACUUAUUUAAAAUGUUAGAACAUAGAAUCUGAUUAUCUGAAUCAUUUCCACUCUUCACUGCAGACAUGAAAAAGAUUGUCCAACAUUUUAAAGUCGGUGCUCACUUAACGUCCGCAGUUUAAUUUGAUUUCUAGCCUGCUUCAACGGGACUUUGUUAGCUGAGUUGCAGAUUAUAUUCAUUCUCUUUUGUGGUACGUUGUUACGGUUUUCGCAUAUGUAACUUAUUUCGGUUCUAAAGGUAAAUAAUGUAAUGACAUCAGAAGUGCUUGUAGAAAAAAUAUAUGGUAAGGCUAAGAGUCUAGUUUGUGGACAGUCACAGCAUUUUAGUAUUCUGUGGUAUAUAUUCUUGAACAUCUUCUAAGGAUAUUGGCAUAGGUCUACUCAGAUUUUUAUUUCAAACCAAACAUAAUGUGUCACACCAUUUUUCAGGGUAAAAUAUUACCACUAUGCAUUCACUUCGAUAAUGUUUAACCCUGUUUACAAAAUUAAAUAAACAGAGUACACUGUCCUAUAUUCAACACUUCGUUUAAGGAGUUAUCUAUCAGAUUUUACAAGCCUUCCAAAGAUUUUCCUAUUUUUGUAACAUGUCUAAAUUUAGUUGUAGUGUGUAUGUACCUUUAAUAUAAGGUUACUGCCACCAUAAUAUUGGUCAACAUACUCUCAGUGAGCACUUACAUCCCUGUAUGUUGAAAGUUAGUUUUUAAUUUAUAAAAUAAAUAUCGAUAUUGUUAAGGGUUUGUUAUUUAAAUUAGAGUCAUCUAUUAUUAUAAGGACAGUUGUCGCUUCAACUUAGUUUUAUGCCUUAAGUCACAUGGCAUGAUCUUUCAAGUGAAACCUCCCAGCAGUAAACCUUGUAAGGUAUUAUUUGUUAUCAGUAAAUUUACAGGAAUACAUUGUGUCCUUUCUUGGAGCUAGCAUUUUGGCACCCUACAAUUUUGUAGCAGUGACAGUGUUCCAUGUUUGGAUGUUUUGUUUGUUGUCCAUUACUGCCGGAGACAAUCCUCUCCACAAAAACUACUUGACAUUUUAUUUUCUUAAUCAGUAAUUUAGUUACCCCUGCAUCCUGCCUCCUGCAUCCUGCAUUCCCAACACAUAAAAUCCCUAAAGAUGCAAGAUAAUUGAAAGUGCAUGUCCUCAGCGUGCAGAGAAAGGCAUAUCCUAUAGCCCAAGGCUGGUUAAUUGUAUGUUACAGGCUAGUGAAUUCUGUUCUUUACUUCCCCGAUGGGCUAGUGAAUUUUUGGGGGGAAUUGAAAUUAUAGAACUGUAAUCAAUCCUGCUCAUCCAAAAAUGUUUCCUAGCUGGAAAUGCUGUAAAAUGGACUUUUUUUGCUGCCUGGUCCACACAAAUACUCCAAUAAAAUCUUUGAUUUUUGGACUGGGGCUAGUGAUUUUUCUUGCUACUAGUCAUGGGACUCAUCAUCAUGCAGCUGUAGCAAUUUGAAAUAAACAUACUGCUCAAAACAAUUACUUACUCAAACUUAAGGUUCCGUUGCACCAUGUAGCUGUAAUAAAAUACAUUUGUAAGGUUUUAAAGAGGUAGAAGUUUUGUUAGAAAUGUUAGGCCCAGGUCAGUCAACAAACUUUUCAUAAGCCAAACCUAAUUCGAAUUGAGGCCAACCUAAAAUAAUUAUUUAGACAGGCUGAAUUGAUUCAGACGCCGAUCAUAAUAGCAGCUGAAGUAAGUUCAACUCGCAAAAAAUGCUCAUUUUGGUCAAACUGUUUACAAAAUAGGUUAUAAUAAUUUAUGCAUAAGGUCCGGUACAUGAAAAUUUCAGCGUCUGAAUUGAAGCUGUUGCAAAGACGCUCCAAAGACGAAAUUCCCAGCUUGGCUAGGCAAAAGGAACAGCUGAGCUGUUCCAAAUUGAAACAGGCGUUCCUAAUUGAUUGAGGCGCCAAACUUUUCAGGUACUUGAUUCAAUGUAUUAGGUUCGGCUCAUGAAAAGUUUGUUGUCUGAACUGGGCCUUCGACGUCAUGAAUAAUUUGCAUACAGAUCAUUCAAGAAAGAAACAUGAUUACUUGUAGUUUAUAUUGCCCCCCACCCCUUACCUGUACUCCUUAUUGGUCUGGACCUCAGUUGAUGGGAAGUGUUAAUGCUUGUUUGCAUUUUGCUCUGGUAUAGUGGAGGAAUUAAGACCAAUCCAGCCAUAUUUAGGUCUUACCAGCUAUUGGGUUUUCAUUAAGGUCUCGGUAAAGGAAAACGAGGUGCCCACAGAAAAAAAUUCUAGUCGCGCGAGUAUUUUCGCUACAAAGGCAAGUUAUAUAUCAAAUUAAAGCUAAAAGACUAAAUUACCUUAUGAAAGAUUUUAUUUCAUCGAAUUUCAAAAGGCGCUUAAGUUUUUUGCUCUCGAACUCAGAGGUAUCGAGUUUACUGCUGAAGCUCCAGCCCUUUCGCGUUGUUAAAUAUUCACUUCCUUUUUAUUGCAUCUGAUUGACAGAUAAAAGACCUAAAAAAGGGUGUGAGGAAAUUUGCAUAUGUCUCGUAUUAGCGGAAUUAUUGCAUUUCAAACUAAAAAGUCGAAUAUCGAGCGCGAUUUACGCAAAGAAACUGGCAUAAAAUGAGUUACAAAGGGAAAUCGGAAAAUUCCUCACACCGUUUUUGAGUCUAUAUCAUUAUCCAUCAUAUCUGAAAGUUUCAAAGUGAUAGCUUAAAACCUGUCCCGACUGGAGGUCGGAGAAUUUUGAUUUUUGCGUCUAAAAUAGAGUGAGAGAAAAUCAGCUCUAACGAUUUAGCGCGAGGUCCACGCUUGGCUGGUUAGCUCAGAAAAGGCUCAUUUUAGAAGGGUUAAAAAGCACUUUCUGAUUUUCUUUUUCUUCCAAAAUAAAAUUUAGGACCCACUCAUGCCAAAAAUCCCAAAAAAACAAAAUCAAGCAAUGUACUAAAAUUUUCAUUUACCGAGACCUUAACCAUAGCCCCUUGUUCCUAACCUUGUUUGUCUAUUUUGAGACUUCAAGCUAAAAAGUGCAUAUAAAUUUUGGACAUCCUGCCAGUUUAUGUAUAAUAAAGCAUAACAAUAUCUUCUGCUUACAGCUGUAUGUAAGAUUUGAGAGGAGGUUGCUCUGUGCAAGUCUCACUAUGAGUACACUGUAUGCCUAAGAUUAUACCACUGUCUACCGACAAGACAUCGCUAAGAAAAAACAAUACAAAAUAAAUGUACUUGUUCCACAAUAAGCUAGGUGUAUCAGAGGUUUCACUUUGUACUCGAUCAUCAACCAAAGCACAGUACAUGCACAAGUUACCAAAAGAGAAAAAAGUGCAAAACACCAAAUAACCAAACUUGCAUGUUCAUGUACAUCCCGUUGAAAGGAGCAGAAGUGACGUGUGUCACUAGAGUGCUUAUAUUACUACAGUCACGCCUGUGUACAACGGCCACCUUUGGGAAAUGGCAAGGUGACAGUUAUAUACAGGGUGACAGCUAUAUACAGGUCAACUUCGCAGAAAAUAUAAAGCAACUGAAAAUUUUGGGAAAUUUUCUGGUGACUUUAAGAUACAGGGUGACCGCUAUAUACAGGGCCGUUAUAUACAGGUUUGAAUGUAGUGUGAUCAAUUUUAUCAGAAAUAGUGUUAGGCAACACCCAAUAAAAAGAGGACAGCAUGCAAAUGAGGUAGUUAAUAAGCCCUCUGUACUCACCUUGCAGUUCUACCGCUAGUGUACAUGUACUUUUUCUAUUCACAAAGUUUUUUUAGGCUUGAUUACCAGCUGUUGUUCGGGAAAUGAUUCCACACUCCUCCCACAAAAAGACACUUGGAGGGGGGGGUUUGCUAUUACCUAUUUCCACCAACACUCAUCCAGCCAUUUCUUCUCUGGGAGCAACAAAACCAAACCCAAGAGAGUGGCAGAAAGUGAAAAGAAAACUUCUUGUUUUGCAAAAAAGAUGCUAUCCAAGUACAGAAUUUUUUGCCUAAAAUAUCAACUUCAGUGACAAAAACUUUGUUUGUAAACAUUUUCCAAGUUUCUGCCGUCCAUCAAGGAAACAGACUAAACAGAGAAUUUGUUAAAAGAUCAGUGGAAGCAUUUUCUUGAUGAUCAUUUCAGUAUUUCUCAUAACCAUUUCUUUGAUAAUGUAUUGUUAUUGUCAGGAGAAAAUUAAUGUUUAUCACUCUUGUGUUGGACCAGCAGGAACAGGCCCUUUGUAGGUGGUGAGUCAUGUGGUACAAACUGCUAUGCCAGGACGCUGAAAUGCAGUGGAACAAGACUGACAAAGAAGUAGCCAUAAAUAAUAUAUAAAUAAUAAAUAAUAUUUUUUCUGGUUCACUUCUUGUCUGUCCUACAGUGUAGCAUGGCAUGCAGUGUUUUACCAUGUGGCUGAUCACCUGCUGGCAGGCACGUUGGUGUUUGCACCUGAACCAAAAUGUUCUCUUUGUUGCCUGUUUUUUUUUGUCACUCACAACAAAUUUCCGGGUGCUAUAACUUAAGAGCACUUGUUAGCAUUUUAUUUCCUUGAGAAGUAUGCAACUGCCAUGUUAUUAAUCUUCUAAGGUUGUAGAAUUUUUAGUUGUGGCUUACAUUGGCUUCUGUGGUGUUUAAGGAGUUUCAUUUAAUCAAGAUGUGAGUGACUUUCCAUCAUCACUAAAAUGUCUUAUUCCUUGUAUUUUUUUUUCACUGUUUAAACAUUUUAUGUUAGGGAGUUAAUACCAUUUCCUUUCAUUCAUGGCAUGCAUCCCAUAGGACAGAAAGAUUGAUCAAUCAAACUGAAGAGGUUUUUGUAGAAGAAUCGUGUGAUUUCUGUGGCUGUUGUUUAUUAAUGAUGCAUUUAUUAUAGUGUUUUUUGUGCUUUACAUAGAAAGACUAUAAUUAUUUCAAUUAAAUUAUAAAUUUUAUAUUUAUAUUAAACUGUGAUAAAUAAUUUUGGAGUCUGUCUUCCAACUAACUGUCUGGUUGCAUAAAGGCCCUUGAAGCAUUUUCAAUUUAUGACUCACUGUGUUUUGCACUGGGACUCAUGAUUUUUCACAAGAGGAGUCCCAGGACUCACCUUAAGUGCAUUUGUAACAAAAUCACCGAUCAUUCUUACUUGGCUGACAUGAUUAUGAUUAUUGGAUGGGCUCUUAAACAGUUUCCAUCAUUCUUUGUGUUCCUUUGCUAAAGAAUCAGAAUAACUGAUUUCUUGUCACAGAAAAAGUCGUUAAGAUUGUUAGUUUUCCAUCCAUGGAGGAAGCUAAACUACCACUUUAUGUACCACUGCUACUACUACUUGACCAAUAAUCUUUUUCCUAUGAAAUGUUGUGAUUGACCAGUAAUAUUAAUUUACGACUAGUAUUUCAGUCUACAUGUUUGUACAUUUACUCCAAGACAAAUGAAAUGUUUGAAAGUUGUUAAUUUUUGCCACUAAUAUUUCCAUAGAUAGGGAUGUGGAGAUUUGCAAUAUUGUGGUGUAGGGUAAUGAAAUGUUUGAAAGUUGUAUAUUUUUCUUAGAUAGGGAUGUGGAGAUUUGAAAUAUUGUGGUGUUGGGUAUUUUUCCGUGCAAUUUAAAUCUUGAAUCGUGAUAUUACUACUGGAGUUGAUUGUGUUAAUAUUGCUUACAACAGGCGUCUUUUUUUGCUAAGAACUUGACGUGCAAGGUAUUUUUUUUAAAAUGACAAAAUCACAGCUUCGCAUCAAACAAAUAUAUUUUCCAAAGCGUGUGUAAUACAACUGUACAUUCAGCAAUUGCUUUUGGCUGGUUCCUAACACUAGGCAGUUUUUUAAGUCUUAAUUUCAUGCUGUUUUUUUUUCUUUUUCCACAGCAUUGUUUUUUCAGAUGAUGGAUGAAAGAUUCCCUAUUGAUAAUGGUACAAAUAUGACAAACCACCAGGAAGACGGCACCCAUACUUCUGUUGAGGUCUAGUAUUUCAUGUUGUUGUGUGGCUUAGGGCUUGAACCACCAAGUUAAGGUAUUUGAACUGCUAUAAAGUGAAAAAUUGAUCAUGCUUAUAAAUUCGCUUAUUUGAAAAGUACUCAUAACCUGAACUCAAAUUCCAAAAAUGAAGCAUUUUUGUUAAAUAGAAGCCAGUAAAAUAAAGGCCAAAGUUGGUAUCGAAGAGCGUUAUGUUGGAAAUAUUAAUAAUCACAGGGCUGAAAUCUGAAAAGGUACUUUCCAUUGUUGACAGAAAUAAUGCAAUUUUGACAACCCGACACGCUAUAAUGUAUUAUGAGUUUCAAGUAAGCUAGCACAAAUUAUAGCAAAAUUUGCUUACCUUCUACUUUUGUUUUCAUUUUGGGCAAUUUUGGGGCUGCGUUGGACAGCACUGAAAACAAAUUACUGUAAAAGAUGAGGAUUUAUUAUACCAUGCUGAAACUUGCCAGGUUUAUUCACAUAAUGUUAAGGAAAAAAAUCUUAAAUUCCUGCCAAAGGGGGUAGAUUUUGGAAUUUUGGGCGGCAGUCUGAAGUUACAGGGCAUUACCAAAAAAUUCCAUCUCUAUAUCUUGGGAAAAAAUUGCCAGGCUUUGUUGGGAACUUACAGGUAAAUGAACAAUCUAAGUUUAAGUCAGUUCCAAUUUUUUUUAUUCCUGGCUAUCGAGGGAACUCCUGAAAUAUGCAAUUAUUGUUUUUUUGAGCCUGCAAUAUAAAUCUGAAAUAACACCGUAGGUGUAAAAAUUAACUCCUCAUAUAUCAAUUUUCUGAAAGUUCAGCUCUCACUUGACAGACCUAUGUAAUUUUCAUUUUGCAAAAUUCUUUAUUAUUAAUUAAAUUUAAGAGUUUAUAGCAGAUCUGAUACCUUAAGCUAACGUGUUCCCACCAUGCAUGAGCCAAUGCGAGGUCAAAGUUAACUACCACCAUCUUUAGGCCAUUAAAAGUAGGGUACCGCCUAGCUGUUUUGAAUUAUGAAAUGAUAAGUGUAAUUUCUUUUGCCUGACAAUCUCCCAGAAAUCACUCAAACACUUAAUAAAUUAUUAUAAGUAACUCUUUGCUACUUUAGAAAAAGUUAGGAUUUGUCAGUUUUGAUUGUUCAUCACUUGCCUUGUGGCAACACCAGGCAUUUGACUGGUCAUGUAAAAGUAUCUUCGACCAGGAGGUAUCAGGUGUUUUAUAGGUUUGAAGAAUGAGAAAAUGAAUGACUUUGUUCAGGACAGAAGAAAGUGGUUGUAAUUAUGGAGCAGUUUUAGGGCAAGGUUCCUAGGUAAUAAUGUCCAUCUCUUUUCUCAGAAAUCUAAAACCCCAGUUGUUACCACUGCUGAGGUGUCCAGCGACGAGAGCACAAAGGCAGAUUCCCCUGAGCAGCCUCAAGCUGUCACCAUGGCAACACAACCCAAGGCUUCUUUGAGUACGGUCCAUGUGCAGCAAAGUUUUCACAGUACGCGUACGUCAAUUCCGGUUCUCACUCAUUCAGUUUCUGAGGUAAAACUGAUGUCAUUUUAAAAUGAGCAUUUCAAUAAGUGUAUUCUCAGGUGCCACUUUACAAUGUACUGUACUACUCAAAAGUAAGCUACUACUCUCUUGUGAGAUGAGACUCUCCGACAUUACAAGAGAUGAGAGUCUCAUCUUAGGGGACAAAAGUCUAUGCCCCUAUGGCCAUCCCCUUUUUUUCUCCAUUUAGCGUCAACUGACCCAAAUUUCUGGCAUUUUUCAAAAAAGGCAUGAUGUAGUUAAACCCUUUUUAACUUUAAUUAAUUUUUUAAAUCUAAAAAUUGAGCUUUGUAACAGCAUUUCCAGGCAUGGAGGUUUCGGCAGUCUAUCAUUUUUAAUUUUUACUGUAACAUCGACCAUCAUAUUUCCCUCCAUCAGAGAUGCCAACUUCUGGAAAUCUAAAAUCUGGAGACUCUCUUCUUUUAGAGACUCUUCUUUUACAUUCACUCAUUAUUUGUCAUCACAGGUUUCUGUUUAAUGUUCCUGAACUAUGAAGCUUUAGAAACAAAACAUGUGACUGCUAUCCAUUAUUGUGAUAAUGACAGAGCUUUCCUUUUUCUUGCAGCCCUCUCACCACCAUCCUCGGAAAACUCUUGUGCGAAGUACUGCUGUGACAACUGUGCCUUCACCCCCACCCCCACACUACCCAGAUGAGGUCACUGAGGUACUUAGUGAAUCAUGUUAGUGUGUUGUGUGCCAUAAUCUCCAGUGAUCAAUAGAGUAGGGUCACUAAAGCAAGAGAACAAGACACUAGACAGGCAUUAGAGACUGAGGUUCACUUUCUAAUUAAGCAUAUAGGAUAAAAACUGGAAGCAAAAGGAGACAUUUUGUUAGGCUGCAAGAAGCACAAAAAAUUCUGUUACACAAUGUUUUCCAGAGGAAGAAAGGCAAUGACCCAGGGAUAAUAGAAGAGAAGGAGUGAUUGUGUAAGAAAACAAGUACUACACUGUAGAAUUUGGCACAAAAAAUAUUAGUAACAAUCAACAGUGAUUUAGUGAAAGAGAAACAGGUAAGUAAAAUCAUAGAAAGUUGAUGUUUCGCUCUCAUUGCAACCCUAUUAUCAAACUAUCGACAGCACUGUAAGUAACAAAUUAUGCGUGUGUAGUUAAAUAGUUCAGAGUCUCAAAAAAUUGGCUUUCUAACAAAAGGAAAUCCUUUACACAAACACUUAAGCACCAACAGAGUCACCUUGCACAUUGAGAGAUGGCUUAAUAAUGGUAAAAGCAGAAAGAUUAGAUCCUCUGCUAUUCUGUCAUUUUGUUACGAUCAAUAAUUAUAAUGUCUUUAAAAAGUAAGUUGACUGUUGCAAAUCUCCAUUUUCAACUCAUUUCUCUAUACACAAUUCCUGCAUCACAAGCUAGCAAGUGCAUGUACAGUGUAGUUAAAUAAUACGUUUUUGUUUUGUUUUGUUUGUUUGUUUUUUUUUUUCAAUGAAAGCACUUUGUUUUAUUUACCAUGGUCUCUUGUAAUCUUCUACUAAGUAACAGAUUAUUCUUUCUUUGCUAGGGGACCCCACCUUACAAGAACACAAGUUUUGAUUCCAGCGAUAGUGGAAUAGCUGGAGAAUUGCCGCCAAGACUGGAGGCUCUUGCCAGAGCCUCUAAACAGAGUUCGCUUUCUAGAGGUACAGUCUAAGAAUGUUUUGGCUUGGCAGUGGUGUUGAGAUUGGAGAGAUUUUUAGUACUCAUCUUCGUGACUUCUCCUACAAAAGCAUUAACCAUGAAUAAUUCUUUUGUUUUCUUUGCUAAUUAUUAUAAUUGUUUUUGUAUUCUUGCAGAUGGUUCUUUUGAAUAUACAGAUUCUACUGGAACAGAUCUCCAUGAUUUUAUUAUAAAGACUUUAAAAAAUCCCAGGUGGGCAUACACUCCUUUCUUUGAACUUUACAAAAAGAGCAUUUUACUUUCCUCCUGUUUUCUCGUUUUCAAGAAGACCAAAAUUGAAGGAAUAGAAUGUGAUGCAGUAUUUAAAACCUCUGACAUGAUUUUUUACGAACUGUUAUAAGAACUUUGCAUUGCAUAAACAGCAGCACAAAGAAAUGCUGCUUAUUCAGUAGACUUUGAUUUAAGUAUUUAAAUGGAAAAUGGUUAAAUUGAAGGAUUUCAUUCUCAGACUAAACCCUUAAGCCCAAUAAUGAUCAACAUCAAUUUUCUCCAUGUAAUAUCGAUGCUGAACAGAGUGGUCAGAAGAAUUCAAGACAUGACCAUUCAAGAUGAAUUUUAUUGAUAUUUUAACACCUCGUCACUAUUCCUCACUUGAAUAAUAAGAACAUAAAUUUUGAUAUUAGGAUUUAAAGGGUUAAAUAAGUGUUAAUAUUGCAGACAGUGCUACAGGAAACUGCACAUAGUUUUCACUUGAAGAGACACCAACAUGACUUUAAAACACUACUUUGAUUUUUCAUUCAUGCCGCAGGGGCGUAGCCAGCUUUUCAACAAGUUGUAAGCCUGGCUGACUUUCAUUUCCACAUAUCCUGAAAAUUCCACGCAUGACUAGUAUGUACUGACCUCACCAAAUUAGCUCACCUCAAUAACACCUAAUUUAUUACAAGUGGUAGAGUGAUCAAACCAAAAAUUUGUAGGCCCUGGCCUAUAGGUCUAUGGGCUGGCUACGCCCCUGCAUGGGAAUGAUUGGUUCUUCACUUUGCGCCUUUAAUAAAUAUGGAGUAACUAAGGAGGCAGCAUGGUCAAGCAGUUUGAAUACCAGGCCUGUAAUCUGGAGGCCCCAAGUUCAAGUCCUGCUGUGGGCCCAGUUCCUUGAAAGAUGGUUAAGUCUAAUCCGAGAUUAAGCCAAAUUUUAGGCACAUUUUUCUUGUCUAAGAAGAUGUAACUCAAGCUUACAAAAUACUGUUGAGCCUUUACUCUGAGAUGAAGUAAUGAUAACACGAAAUGUUACUCCAAGCAAUGCAUAGAAACAUAAAAAAUUAAUACAAAAUCGGAACAAAAUUUUUAUCCCGGAUUAGUGUUAAUCAGCCUUUCAGGAACUGGGCCCUGACCACUAGCUGGAUUUGUUCUCAGUGGUCCCGAGUUCAAAUCCUCAGCCACGCUUGUAAAUAGCCAACCGGUUUGCCUCCUGCCAGUUGGGAUUCUUCGCCAUAUUAUAUUUUGUUUGAAUAAUAAAUUAUUAUUGGUUCAUUAUCUCUGAAAAGCCCCAUAGGGGAGAGUUUAUUAAGCAUUCAUUCAUCCAUUCAUUCAUUCAUCUUCUGUUCUUUUUUUUCCAAUUUGUAGGGAUCGCAAAUUUCUAAUGAGACUAGAACAGGACUUCCUUAAUUUUAUCCAAGACCCAGCGUAAGUAGAUUUUCUGCAUAUGUUGAACACUUCACUCACUCUGUUCUUAACAAGCCAAACUUGUUACCAACAGUAUAAGGUGAUUGCCAUAUUAUUUUGAACUCUUUUUACUGCCAUUCCAGCAAUUUUUUAUACUGUAAAAUUGACAUGAUACGUUAAAACCUGUAUUUAUUACACACCAAAGUGAUCUGACUGAUGUCUGCUUUAACGGUUUCCACUCAAUCCUUAAGCUUAGGGCGCACCCAGGGUGUCUGCUUAAUAAGGGUCCACCAAGAGCCCACAACCUAGAGUGAGCAUUUUGCUUGUGCCCAUGCCAGCAACAGCUUUUUUGCAAACACGUUUUUUUAGAUCAAUUAAUUUUACUUUGAAUUUCGAGUAUGAAAUAAGAAAAAAAUAAACUAGAGACCAGGCUCCAGUUGUUCAAAAGGUGGAUAUCGCCAUUCUGUGGCUAAGUCUCUACCAUGUGGAUAAUGCAAUUGGUUUUCCUAAUGAUUAUAACUGGAUAGUGAUUUAUCCGGUGGAUAGCACUUAAUCCACCUUCUUAACAACUGGGGCGAGAAAAUAGUAUUAUUUGUGAUGUUUUGAUAACAUUUACUUUCAUAUAUCAUGGUACAAAUUUGCACACAUAAUAAAUAAUGCUUUAAUUUUUGUGAAGAAGAGUACUUCUAAACGUAGCUAGAAGUGAUCUGUGAAAACACUGUUGCAUAGGCUAAGCAUGGGAGUUGCUAUUUCCCUUUAUGGCUUCCAUGUCCACAUAACACAGGUUUCACUUUCCUUUAGUGAUGUGAGAAAGUGGAUGCGUAAGCAGCCUGUAAAAAAACUGAAGGCUUCAGAUAUCAUUUAUUUUUCCUCAAUUUUAAGGUUACUCUCUCCUUUUCAGAACAUUGUGCUAUGUUUAUAUUUCUAUUUGUCAGCAGCCUCUUCCUUCAUUACCCACCGAUGACAUCAUACCAUCGCAUGAUUGUACACAGAGUGGCAGCAUACUUUGGUAUGGAUCACAAUGUUGAUCAGCAAACUGGAAAAUCGGUCAUCAUAAACAAGACUAUAAACACUAGAAUGUGAGUAUCUUUGCUAUAUCUGAAUUAAAACUCAGUUUGUUGCUGAUUGAUUUAGUGUUCUAUAAUUAACUGUGCAGCCCCCAUUUGUGUUUUCAUAACCUGUGUGGUGGAGGGUGUCCUAAGGGAAGAGAGAAAUCAGGGUAUAGGAGGUGCCAAUCAAUUGCAAUUACAUGAAAAAUGUUGCCUGUUUAGUUCGCUAUGAGUUUGUGAGGUGUUGCUGCUGGAAUAUUGGCAGAAUUACCCAGUCUUGGUUGAUUUUCAUUUAUUAAUGUAAGCGCUCAUUUUAUAGCCUCCCACGCAAACGUUCUUAGGGGUUCGUCACGCAAUCUCUCCUCCCCCACGAACGUUCGUUCGUUCGUUCGUUUCUAAUUUUGGGGGGCAUAACUUAACUGAAACAGAAGGGACAAGUGGCCUUUAUGGUCAAAGAAACCAUCUGGUACUUUGCAGAUACCUACAUGACCUAGUAAUAAGUUGUAAUUCACUUUGCUUUUUUGAGUACUUUCCAGAAAAAAUGUUGUUACUGUUGGUGCUUAUUUGCAGACCUGAAAGCAGAUUUUUAGAGUUAAUUCCAAGAGAAGAAUCCGAGGACUCUGAGAGUGCUGUUCCGAGGUUAAUUCUCAGAAGACAAAAUACACCUUCAGAUGAUAGUACACCUCCAAAGGUAAAUGUUGUUUAAAAUUGAUUUUAUAAUACAGUGAAACCCCCUCUUACAGCCACCUCGUUAAUACGGUCACCUCAUUAUUAUGGCCUCUUUUUUCGGCCGCCUGACAAGAACCGCCAUACAUUUUCUUGUAAAAAUACCCAUGAUAAUACGGCCACCCCAUUAAUACAGCCAAAUUUUGGGGGGCCAUCGGUGACCGUAUUAACCGGGUUCCACUGUAUGUGAUUUGUAUGUCACUGUUUUGACUAUUCUUGAAUUUGUUACAAAACACAUUAUGCCUCUGCCCUGAAAAAGAAAAAUUAUACAGAGCCCCAGAGCUCUGUUCCUUAUAUCCAGGGUGCCUGCUAUUGAGGUGUUAGGAAAAAACUGACAUUACCGUAAAUCCUCUAUUAAGCCCCCCCUUUUUUUUAGGGGAAAAAAGUUAAUAAACCCCCCUCUCUAUCCCUCCCCUAAUUAUACUUCACUAAUAAAUGAGAGACUGUAUUAGACUGUAUUAGUCAUUCACAACUUUAGAACUUCAUGUGGACCGAUCCGGGAUGGUUUAUUUGCCAACUGGAAGUUUGGAUUUGAUUCUGAACCUCAGCUGCAUGACCUCCAACCUUCUUGUUCUUGAGCUUCUCCACUUUGUAUUCUAGUUUUUUAUGGAGAACUGAUACCAUUGUCUUUUCUAAAUGAAAUAAGUCUCCCCCCCCCCAUUUCUAUUAAUUCCCCCCCUCAAAUGGCCUUGAAAUAAAUAAGCGCCUAGGCUGCUUAAUAAAGGAUUUACGGUAUUUCAUCGUUGCAAGAGUGAUUUAGUAGGAGUGGGGACAAUGUUAGAGCUAAUAGAGGAUGGCUGUGUAUUGUGGAUACAUUUGUAGCUGAUCAUUGGCACUGGAAGCGUGUUAACAUGUUCAUGUUAUGGCAGACACAUUGUAAAUUUUGUUUGCUACGUGUAUGUAUUUUGUCGUGUUCAUAGAUUGAUAGUCCAGUUCUUAUGCAUUCUAUGGAGGAUAAACGUUCAAAAUCAAUUGAAGAAAGGGAAGAGGAGUAUCACAAAACAAGGGAAAGAAUAUUUAAUCAGGAUGUAAGUCUCUCCCAGUGCUGCUAAUAAACAAUUAUUGGAUGAGGUUUUUGUGAUAUCCGGAAUAAUAAAGGUCGAGGUAAGUGUUAUCAUCCGAGCCAAGGCCGAGGCUGAUAACACUUACUGAGACAUAUCACAAAACCGAAUCUAAUAAAUAUACAUUGUUUUGAAGAAAAUAACAACAAAAACAACUUCACAAAGAACAUAAAUUGAUAUUGUUAUAAAAUCAUGCAUUGUGUGCACAACCUACAGACUUGUCCGUUAUCUGCUAGCAGAUAACUAACUAAUCUGUAGGUUGCGCUGAUCUCUAAAAUUAGCUGUAGGCUCUUAGCCAAUGAGAAGAGAGAUAGUGAGUACAAGGUAUAAUGAUAAUAAAAAAAUCUUUAAAAUUGUUAGCCCUUUGCAUCCAAACAAUUUCAAGAUAAUUUAUAAUAAAGAGAAAAAGUUGUGAGAAAUAAUUAAGUGAUAACCUCAAGGAAAUUUUGUGUAAAGAUUACUUACAGCCUUCAUAGAUUCUUUCCUUCAGUCACAUAAUCUGCUUUUUUUAAUUCUCUCGAAAUAUUGCUUAUUUAACUUCUAUUUUGUGACAGUCAAUUUCGUCGCAGUCUUCGCAGUCUUCAAAAGAUGGUGAUUUGCUAGCACCACAACUUCUAACAAGGUAACAGUGCAGAUAUGAUACUGUAGUGAACUCCAUAGUUCUUAUUCUUGACCUUGGGAAUCAAGCUUCAAAAAAUUAAUUCCAGUCUUAAAUUCUCAUCCAUAUCACACGCCAGCGUCUAACCCUAAACAGAGAUGGAGGCGAUGGACUCUCCCUGCGAUUUUCACGUGACUAAUUCACGUGACCACACUGAGUGUUUAUUGCUGAUGAAGACUGGUCGAUGCAGUCAAAAGCUACAAGAUUAAAAUCUGAGACUUUGAGACUAGAAUUUAUGUUUUCAUGUAAUGAACUCUUGUUGAACGGGAAUAAAUGAGCGUCAGUUCUUGCCUGGGAUAACCAUUGGUGAUUAAAAUAUAUUUCUUGGUAUCUACCUGUGGGUCUGUAGUGCAACUGCAACUCCUAGUAGGGCCCAAACCAAAUCGAAAAUAGAAAAGUGACAAAUUUUGUUUUGUAAAAUACUGGAAACCUUAUUAAUGGUACCAUGUCAAGGUUCUGCGAAAUGGGUUUCAUUGUAUUGAAAACUGGUCACACCAUCGGUCACACCACACGAAUUAAAGCCAUUUGGUAUUAUUAUUAUUGAUUAUUAUUGAUUUGUUUCCUCUUCUUCAUCAUGCCCUGGAGAUCUUAGUGGAGCUUGCUUUGUAACUUGACCAAGCAUUGGGCAAAGCUUGUAAAUAAGUAGAUAAAUAAAUAAAAUAGUUUGUUAUUUCCAUAAUAAAUGACAUAAUUUCAAAUCUUUCGCCGAGGUAACAGGAUUGAGUCUCAGUCACUUCACCUUUUCAUUACCAACCCAACCUAUGAAAAAUUCAACAACCCCCAGGGCCCCGUGGGUUAUCAUCCUUCCCACUUUACGGACAGCGUACAGGUUGUCUACAUACGUAUUUUUUUGCCCGCGUGCAAACGUCUCAGGCCAACAAAGGGUAAUAGCAGACGUCUCCUCCAAGAGAUUUAAAGAAUUACGGCCGUUUUCGCCCGAAGGCGUUUGCUAGGACUUGAGUCAAUUUGCCCGAUGCAUACAACACUCUACAACAUGGUGAACCUACUUCCCCGAGAUGUUAUUUUAGUUAACCUUGGAUUUCACAUGUGCAGUCCCUGUCUUUCCAUGCUUAUUUCUUUUUCUCAGGCUUAAAGGACGACAAAUACAUAUCAGACGAAUCGACUUAGUCUGGGCAAACUGCCAUCGGGCGAAUCAGCCUUCGGGCGAAACGACCUGAUAGCGAUUUAAAUGGGGGAAACCUUUUUUUUCAGGGAGGACAUUGAUGAUGUUGAAACUGAGGUUUCUAAAGAGGAAGCUCCAGGGAGAAAUCCUAUCAGUAAAUUAGGCAAAUCCAAAUCAGAGGAAGUAGACACUCAUACUGAUCGAUCAUCUUCAGGGCCCACUGGUAAGAACUACGGUACCUUAACAUUCCAGUAAUGAGUCCCCUUCGAGUAUAAGUCUCGAAACAAGCCUCCUAUAUUAUGAAAUCAGCCAAAGGCCACUUUACAGUCGUGUGCUUUGUGCUGUAAGCUUUGAAUAGAAGCGAGGCUGUAGGUGACCUAAUUAUGUUAAAAAAAAACCUUCCUCCUUUUUAUGUACAAAUUGUGUUUAUUCUUAUGCUAGCAAGCUUUACACGUGAAAAACAAAGAGCAGUGCUCGAAAAAACUCCCUCCCGGUAAUGCGAGACAAGUGUAUUUUCUUGCUACAAUGAACAAGUGUCCAAACAACUCAUUCUCCGACAAAUAUAUUGACUAAGACGGCAAGAAGUGGCCCUGGGCAGGGAAAAUGCUAGUUGCCCAAAGGACAAGCUGGAAAUCAAUUGUUUUUUCGAGCCUUGUGAGAGGUUUAUGACAAAAAAAGGUCGCCUUGAGCCUCGCUUCUAUUCAAAGGCCAGGGCACUGAGCACACAACUGUAAAAUGGCCGAGCCCCCAGGCGAGCAACACACUAAUCUUAGCGGGUGUCCUGUUGCUAAUUAGGCGUUAAAAAUGUGGAUUUAUGUUUGUCAGGAUGGUUUUUAGCAAGUAUCCCCGCGCUCCAGCGUUGCAAUUUCAAAUCGUAACACUAUUAUUAUUGCAAAUAAUAUUUUUAUAUGACUGGGGCAGAGGAAACCUCGGCCCCUCGCUCGCGCGUUCUCGCGAGGCUCGCCUCGCUUGCCCAAAUAGGAGAGCUUGCUCGCAGGCUACAAUAAAAGGGCCGUAAUUAGCAGGUCAGGUCGUCGUUUCUCAGAUGGUGUUUUACUGCCCAGCAUCUGUUCGCAACAUUAUACUUACAAUUUGUUACCUCUAGUAUAAUUUCGUGAACGUGUUCUAAAAAUCUCUGAACAAGCUCUAUUGUCUUUAUCCAGGCAUAAGAAUUAUGACCAACAAGCCAUUCCUAAGGUCAAGCAGUAGUCCUGGUAUUAGUAAUCUAAGCAGCUCUCCCGCCUUUGAGCGUGUGUCCAACCAAUCUCGCCGAGGAUCUGAUGGAAGCCAGAGAACAGGUCGUCAUGUACCCAGCUCACAGACUGUAAUGACACCUUUGCCUUACUGGGCAGCCGAGGGCGUGCCUUUGGUUGCUCAUACUCUUCCUUCUGGUGAGGUUCAGAUGGUGCCUGUCCAGACAGUAGCUCCAGGAAUGCAAGGCAUGGUUCCAGUCAUGGCUGCUGCGCCUAGUACCACUACAACUCAACAGCCUGGUAAGUAAGAUUACGAACGCAAGGACACUUCCCAUUCAACAAAUUUGGGAAGGUCCACGUGUCUAAAGGUACGGAAAAACGGGCAACAAAAAACGUGCAGCUUGUUUUUCAACGUUGCUGCAAAACGAGUUAAAUAGCGAUGUUGUGCGUUUUACCACCCACAUAAAAUCUGUCUUGCAACAAAUCAGGUUGUUAACAGGAUUGAACAUGGGUGGUAAAACGCGCAACAUCGCCAUUAUAGCUUAACUGGACGUAAACGGCUGCGAUCAGCAUGCUACAAACCAAUGAAAAACUAUAACGCUGGUACCAGUUGUUCAAAAGGUGGAUAGCGCUAUCCAUCGGAUAAAUCUCUGUCCAGUGAAUAGGACAAUUGGAUUCCCUGAUAUUUAUCCAGUGGAUAGUGAUUAAUCCGGUGGAUAGCGCUACCCAACUUUUGAACAACCGGAGCCUGGUUAACAAACCCAAACAGGAACUUCGGCGAGACUAAUGAAACAAGGUCAGCUCUGACCUCACAAACACGAUCACCUGUGAAAACUUACACCUGACGAGGACAAGCCAAGAAUACUCCAAAAGUGGAAAUAACUAAAUUUGUGAGCUAAGCAUAAAUUCAAGUAGGAGUAAGAUCAUAAGAUAGAAAUGAGAAAAAAGACCCGUGAGGACAAAAUCAAGACCAGCCUUGACUAACUAGAAGAAACGAAAAGGAAACUUUAAAGACAGACAAAUUUUAAAAAUAACUUUUAAAAUACUGCUCAACAAUGUUCAAAACUGGUACUGUGGCUGUGAUAACAUUAAAUACAUUUUUCAUUUAGCCUUCUUAAUUAUUAAAAAUAUUGUUUCAUUUUUAAACCAGCAUGAUUUAAAUCGCGUCAAUAUUCCCCACACUAUGUUACGGUGUCUUCGUUUGUGGUUUGUUUUAAUCCGUAAGUGUACUUGUAUUGAUGCAGGUGGUGUUAUGUGGGCCAUGUCUGAUCCUGUUCAACAUGGAGUUAUGCUUAUAAACCCGUCUACAGGUAACGUCACGUUGAAUUUGUACCCUUUGCGACCAAAGGCCUCCUCCAAAAAAAUUGAGGGAAAAUAGCAUUUUUUUUUUACCUUACUAAUAACAACCGUUUACGUAGCAUACAACCAUUCAGUUGCAGGCGAAGCUGUAUCAAGCGGUCCGGCACCCUUAGGGACUGGCUUACUGACCGCUUAAUACGUGUUUACCGUUAAAUACAGUGGUGUGGCAAACCUUUUUUCAAGAGUUUUUCAAGAAAAUAAAAAAAGGUGAAAGAGCGAAAUAUCUAUCCCUCGACAAAUUGACCUCAAAAUGUCUCUACCUCUUAUGCCAAAGGAAAGGAGGCAAAAGACUACUUAAGACCAUGCCCUGAGUAAAUGUUGCACUUUAAUGGCACAUCUCGACAAUGUGACCGUUAAAUAGAAGCAAACAUAAUAAAAAAUCAAUCGAUUGGACCUCGGAAAAAGUGACCGCUACCGUUUUAUAGAAGGGACCGCUCAAUACAGGUCAGUUUGACAGCAACAGACCCUUGCAGAACUUGGUCACGUGCUUGGAUACCACUUAGUAACGGCUCGCUGGUUAGCAAGCCAUCCAAGCGUUCAUUCUGAGUUUUGAUUGCGAUCGAGCGAAGCAUUCCUAGGUUAAUUAUUUUAUGUUGAAUAUUAACCGAAAUGACUGGACUAGAAGACGUUUGAAUUAGCCUAGGAAUGCUUUGCCCGAUCACUGCGUGGCUUACCAUCCAGUGAGCCGUUGCUAAGUGGUAUCCUAGCACGUGAUUACAAAGGGCCAAUUGAGGGAAACGAUCUCCGGAACUGUGAUCAUUAACCUUUAAAUAGUUUUUAUACAUACUCAAAAGUUGACGAUUUUCUUUGUAAUCUUUCCACAGGCACGCCGUUACUAGGAACCGACGGCAAUCCACUUGUAAUGCAACCCACAUACCAACAAGUAAUGGUCAAACCCGGUACAGCACCAGUCUACGCUCAACCAUCUUCAGCCCGCGCUGCAGUGCAAAGUGCACAGCAGUCUUCUUCGAUAGCACAGCAACAGCAGCAGUCGCAACAGCAGCAACAGAAUCCUGCUCAAAUGGUGAUGCCGCAGUAUGUUGGCGUGCCGCAGCCGAUGUACGUGAUGCCGUCUACGGCUCGUCCUCCCUUUGCACAGCAACAGGCUGUAAGUUUUCCUAGUCAGUUUCAAGCUUCACCGCACGUAUAUUCUCUCUCUAGAGAUUUCAAUUCACUUUCCUUUAGAAAAUAUUAGCACCUUGUUGUCCGUGACCACGAGGUUUUGGUUUUCUUGCAGUAGGCAGCGAGAAAUAUUAGCCAGUGUAGUAUUUAGCCAGAGAGCACAGGAGUAGGUAGUUAUCAUUUUCGAUGUUGGAAAAUAAGGUUGGUUCGUUAAUGUAAUUUAAUUUUGUAAAUUUGGAUGCGACCAAAGAGUGAGAACAAUUUUUAUCGCAGUAAAAUCUCAAUAUCUGCAAUAUGUUUCAAGAAAAACAUGGAAUGCCACAUGUAUGCAGUAAAGAUGUCUUAAAAACCAAUCACUUGUAAUUGCGUUUUAGUGGAAAAUGAGGUAAUAAAGGUUGUUUUUAACCUUUGAAAUCCGCAGUAAUGUCUGAUUGCUUGCAUUUUGUUUUUCUUUCAAAAAAGAUCUGUCUUUCAUAUCUAUUUACGGAUGGAUGAACGCAAAGACAGCGCGUGGAAACUCGGGGGAAAUAAAGGGCGUCCUUGCACGUACUUCUCCCACGCGCGCGCGCCUCCGUGUUGGCCGGCUUUGGCAUAAGAUAGUGCAGGAAGUCAGUUAUAGAACAGAGUAGCUUCUCUAUUUACCUUAAUUCAUUGUAUUCCUUGCCAUAUUUUGAAUUCAUUAGCAUCGUUCUCGUGCUCUAACACUCGAUAGCUGAUAUGUUGGCUCAGAGAGUUUUUAUUUGCAGUCCAGCCUGCCAACAGAUUUUUAGCGCAACCAAGGGCACGAAUCCAACUGUUUAAGUAAAUACAAGGAAUUGUCUGCAAUUUCGUAUAUUUAUUUUUUACAGUCCCUAAAAAGAUCCCCUAGAUCCUCUAUUAAGCCCCCCCCCAGGUGGGGGGGGGCUUAUUUAUUUCAAGCACUUUUUAGGGGAGAGGGGCUUAUUUGAGAGGGGUGUUUAUUCGAUUAAGCAAAGAAGAUAGUAUCAGUCCUCCAUAAAGAACCAGAUUGCUAAGCUGAAAUGCUCAAGUACAAGAAUUUGGAAGUCAUGCAGCCGAGGAUCAAAAACAAAUCCGAACUUCCAGCUGGUGAAUGAGCCAUCUUGGAUCAGUCCUCACGAGGUUUUACAGUCGUAAUAGACUCCUCACAGUAGUGAUUGAUUCAUACAAUCUACCAGUUAUCAGUGAAUAAUGAUAAGGUGGAGGGAAGGGGGGCUCAACUUUUUUCCCCUGUAAAUGAGGGGGGGGGGAUUAUUUGAGAGAGGGGCUUAAUAGAGGAUUUACGGUAGAGGUAUCCGAAAGGAAGGUUCAACUUUACAUUAGAUACCUUUAGAUUCUAAGACGAGUACGACUACGAGUACGAGAUUUUCUCAAUACUAAGUAGUGGGUGAAGUAGUGUACGGGUGUGAGCCAGCGUCAUUUUGGCAGGAAAAAGUGGUAGCCGUCGUCAUUCUAGUACGAGUUUUCGCGCGAAUGUCGUGGUGGCGAAAAGAAGAUAUCAAAUAGACCUUGUCACGGUUUUCAACGCCAUCUUGACAAGUAGGCAAACGAGUGAGAAAUUACAGUGAUUGUAUGAGAAUCUAACGUCAAAUAAUUUCCGUAGAACGGCUGUUCUGAAAAAAAUAUGAUUUGUAAACUAAAGCUUCACUCCUAAGGAUUCUCCUGAAAACACUAGAAGACCUAGAACCACUUUUUAAAAUUUCCUAUACAUUUGUCUUUAAGAAAGUCCCGCGUAAAUUACAGACAAAUAUAUGGAAAAACUAAAGCAAGCCUCUGGAGAAAUUUAAGCACAGGUACGCCCCCAGAAUUUUUAGGACAAUCCUUUGCUUUGAAGCUUUAGUUUACAAUUGAUAUUUUUUUCAGAACAGCCGUUUUACGGAAAUUAUUCGAGAUUAAAUUCUUGUACAAACACUGUAAUUUCUCACACGUUUGCCUACUCGUCAAGAUGGCGUCGAAAACCGUGACAAGGUCUAGUUUAAAGGUUUUAUCAUUUUGCGAUCGGGAGAGCGCGUAACUUCCUUCACUAAAGAUAACAAUGCUAACUUGUCUAGUGAAAAAUGGUAAAAUGAAGCUUUCCGGGAAGUUUACAUUUUGAGGAGAGGCGAAAAACCUUUAAUUCAAAUCUCGUGCUGUGCACCCUCUCGUGAUCGUAGUCGUCCUCGUCCACGAAUCUGAAGGUCUCUAUUAGUUUCGGUCUUGUGUCUAUCAAAUUGACCCACUCACGCUGUUCACUUCCUCCACCCUUCACUCCUUACUCUUCCUGUUUAACUACUCAAAACAUGUGUGAAAGUUAGUGAAGUGUGAUUUGUGAUCUGAAAUUCUGCAACCUUCGUUGCCCUAAUUUGGCGUCGCUACUGUAGGUAUCCCGCGUCAAAAACAAAUGUUAACUGUUUUAGUCACAGUCAUACGAAAAGACUUUAGGAAGGUUACCACCUUUUACCUCUCUUUUGCUUUUUCCGCCUACACCGUGGCCCAGGUGUUUGUGUUCGUAAUUCUCGGUGUACCCCAACAUUGAAAAGGGUAAGGCUGAGGAGGGGUAUUUUCCCACAGACAAAUUACCCUUUUUAAACAUUACCACAAACUCUAUGAUUUGGAGAAAUGAUUCGGUUAAGUUGCAUCACCGUCGUGAGGAAGUAUAAUUUCAUUGUCCGGGUGAACGUAGUCCUGAAUACGACUGUUGUUUUUGACAGUGACUGACUUUUCAACAACAUGUGCGGUAGCCAUCUCCAGAGUCAAAGUACGUUGUAUCACGUUAGUUGAUGCAAAUAAACUCAGAGUUUAAUGCCAUUAACUGACGUUUCGAUUCACUUUGACUUUUACGAUGGCUAUCGCACAGGUUGUUGAAACGUCAGACACUGACUGGUAGAAUGUGAUUUGAACUCGGGACCAUCAAGCCCUGCAGAAACAACUUUAGCCAGUGGUCAGAACAAAACUCAAUCCCCGGACCACCGUGUUGCCACGCUGUGGCACAGACCUCUUGGCUUUUUUGCAUUUUUUCUCCUACUUAUCGAUCUCUUCUCUUGAGCGUCUUGGAGCUCCGCUAAAGAUAUGCCGACGUAGUUAUGGGUAGUAUUUUUUUAGCUGUUUUUAUUGUAGUAGAAAGUAGUUAAAGCCUGUAGGUUCCUGGAGUUCCCCUCUCACUUAAUCACGAAGCAACGUGUACUGAACUAGACAUAACCAUCCAAAUAAAUUGAUCAAUGUAGUUAACCAAACAAGCCCUUUAUAAUAUAGCCUUAUGACAACAACGAGGAGUGACUGGAAGGGUUUCCCCACAAAGGUAAUUGGUUCAUUAGACAGUGAGAAAGCCAAUGAGACGAACCAAACUCUAAUUUGGGUCGACCUAAAUUAAGUUAAGAUAGUCUGUUGGGUCAAACGUCGAACUUCGGACGCGUCGAACUAAUCAACUGAAUCGGACCAAAAAGCAAUAUUAAAAAAUUUUCUCCCGAACGAGGCUAAAUAUACAUUAUCAUCAAAUUUUUAAUUUAUUAGUUUAGUUCGUAGCAUGUGAAGGUCGGCGUUUGUCUCGGAGACGAUCUUCAGACGAACCUAACUGAGCCGGACGUCGAACUUUUCAUGAACUUAACUCGAUAAGUUUGGUUCGUCUCAUAAAAAGGUCGACGUUUGGCCUAGGCCUAAGCGAGCCACAAUAAAGGUCUUCUUCUUCAUAUGCGACUUCUGUUAACUUCACAAACGUUUUUAUCGUACUUUAGGGAGCAGAAGGAACUCCGGGAAGCCAGUGGACAGGAGGAUCUGGACAGUCAGUGACGCCAUCAAAUCCGGGAUAUCAAGAUGUGACUGCUCAGUUUAGCGGGCUUUCAUUGUCAGGGCAACAGGCUUCUCUUGAUCCAAGCUCUUAUCAACAGUACGCCGAAACUGUCGUUCCUAGUUCAAGUUCUACAACCCCACCUAUGUAUAUAAACAGUGUCACGCAAGCUGGUAUGACGGGACAAGUUCAAUACGUUGUGUUACCCGCUCAUUCUAGCGUGUCACAAAUAAGGCCUGUAUUACAAGGCCAAGGUUAUGCCGGGCAAGCGGUGCCUCAAACUGCCUCACCGCAGCAAUACCAAAGUUACGUAGUGUCUCCAACACAAACGCCUUAUCAACAAUUUCCUUACGGUGCCAUAUCCAAAGAUGUCACGUCAUCCGUUAUUCAACAACACCCACGUUCUCAAACACCACCCACCCCUCCCCAGACUGCGUCGCCUGUCGUUGCAAGUCAGUUCUUACAGCAACAGCAGUUGACGCUGUCUUCGCAAAUCCCUGCACAAUCUCCACAACAAUCACACACCUCCCCAUACCAGCAACAAACGACCUCACCCCACACCCCACAGCAAGUUAUGCGACCUAUGGUACCAGUAGUCAUUCAAGGAGGUCGAGGAGUUACUUUGGCAACUGCUGUUGGACAGCAAAACCCAAUCCCUUCACAAUACCCACAACCUCCAGCCCAUGUACAAACACAGUACCCAUCUAACCAGAGGCGAAUGUAUAAUAUUGAUAGACGCGUUACUAAGGCAGGUGAAAUGUACGGCUCUGAGGCUGUCAUGCAAGGUUCCUCGUUGGUGUCUUACGGCGAUGGUACGAUUCCGACUGGAUAUGAGAUUCCAGGCGAUAGGAGCCAGUACAACUUUCAGUAUCAAAGGUAUAUUCAUAGUUGCGUAUACCGUAAAAUUCCGAAAAUAAGCCCCCCUAUGUAUAAGCCCCUCCAAAUAUAAGCCCCCCAAAACCGGUAACGCAAAAAACGCUCCGUUAAAUGUCCCCUCCGAAUAUAAGGCCUCCAGGGGCUUGUACUUGGAAAAUUCCCCUCAAAGACAAAGUAAAACAAAGCAAAAACGGUAGAUUUACUUCCAAGUAUAAGGCUAGCCCAUCGAUUUUGAAACGCAAACUUCCCUCCAUAGAUAAGGCCCUCCAAAAAUAAGCCCCUCGAAAAGGGCUUUUGAAAAAUAUAUGCCCCCGAGCUUAUUUGCGGAAUUUUACGG
Porites lobata is the source of this 28060-nucleotide messenger RNA. The record is from the annotation of a GenBank genome assembly. NCBI's taxonomy places the organism in Eukaryota, Metazoa, Cnidaria, Anthozoa, Scleractinia, Poritidae.